AUGUGCUGCGCCCUCCACGUUAUCUCUCGUCAAAACCAGAUAGCCAAUAGGCAACGAGUACAGAACAGGCCUCCACCCACUCACUCGGCUGCUGCUCACUCACCGCCACAUGGAGUUACUGCUGGCAUUCGACUUGGAGUGAUUAGUGGGGCAUGCAAAAUGCAACAGACGUGA
Messenger RNA from Echinococcus granulosus, 174 nucleotides. RefSeq lists its product as hypothetical. The transcript has 2 exons. Lineage: Eukaryota; Metazoa; Platyhelminthes; Cestoda; Cyclophyllidea; Taeniidae. The coding region runs from base 1 to 174 and encodes 57 amino acids. The record is from RefSeq and is a predicted model, not a curated record.